GGGGCGCGGGGGCGCGGGGGCCCGAGGCCGUGCGCGCGCCGCCCGCCUCGCCCGGGACCUGCGCGGCGCGCGGGAUUCUGAUUGGGCUCCAAAGUGUGGAGCCGGCGGGAAGCCAGAAGGGGGACACCCUCACGCCAUUUUGCACGACGCCCCGAGGCGGGUGCCGGAGGCUCAGGGGGACCGGGCGGAGGGCUCCCCCUUGCACUAUCUGGCCUCUGGGGAGGCCAGGGGUCCCCAACACGGGAGUGGCGCUUUGCGGCCGGCGCUUCCCUCUGGGGGCUUCGAGGGCUCGAGGUGUGGGGUGGACCCCUGGGUGCAGGGCCGUGGGUGAGGCAGGGUCUAGCCUUGGGGAUCCCGGCUGAGAUUCGACCCGCGGAAGCGCUGUGGGCAGUGGGGGCGCUGAGAGUGCGCCCCGGGUCUCCAGUUAGAGGUUGGGGUCUGGGGGUUUGGCUGGGGAGGGGACCCGUUUUGGAACGUGAGGUCUUGAGUCUGUGAGCCGGGCUUUGCAGCUGGGAUGUGGAGAUCCUAACGCGGGCGCACUGCCCAGGGGCCUGGCUGGGGUCUGACCUGGGGGGAGGGGGCCUCGGCGGAUUCCAGCGCAGGGCACAGGGUCGCAGUUUGGGUCUCUGGGAAUCCGCGGCAGAGUCUGGCAUCCCCGGGCUGAGGGCGGGGGCUUCGAUGUUCGGGUCUGGGGUCUCGUUUGAGGGCCUGCGGUGACGGCCUGGAGUUCUAGACGUCUUUAUUUUAGGAUCUGAAUCCGUGUUCAGGACUUGGGUUUGCUGUGGAGGGGCCUGAACUUGGCACUUUAGGAUCUGGGUUCUCAGUGUUAAGAUGAUGGCAUCCAUCAGUCAUCAGCAGUUCCCAGAGCGGCCCGGCGCCAGCGCCCUGGCUCCCAGCGACAGGAACAAGACGAAAAACCACACCAGCAAACUCCAAGAGCUGGCCCUGCUGCUACCUGUGCCCGUGCAAAAUGGCGCGAAGAAGCUGACCAAGAAGGAGAUUUUGCAUCACGUCCUACAGUACAUUCAGCACCUGCACAGAAACAUCGAGGCCACCAGGGCCCUGCUGGACGUCCACACCGGCGACGGGGAAGGGCUGGCUCGGAACCCAGCUCCAGGCCCGGCCCGGAGGAGACACGCCACCCCCUCCAGCUCCCCGUGCUCUCGGAAGCCCUGUGUCUGGGGCGUCUGCCAGAAACCGCAGAAGAAGAAGCCGGCCCGAGCGCCAGAGAACCAGACCUCAGGCCGAAAGUCUCGUCGCUGUCUGGCCCUGGACAAGCCCGAGAGGGUGGUGACCCCACCCCCAGAGCAGCAAGGAGGAGCCACCGGGGAGGCCCCCACGCUUCGGAGAUGCCCCGAGCCCUGCGGCCUCCCCAAGGCUGCCUCGGCCUCACCUCGAGGCGAGGGAGGAGGACGACGGGCCGCGCCCACGGUGCCGGACGUGCCCCAGGACGUGGCCUGCUGUGGCCUCCCAACCGGGGAUUCUGCGGGCCUUGCCCAGGGCGGCCCCAGCCUGGAGGCCCAGGACAUUCUGGAGGGGCUCCAUUUUCUCAGCGAUGCCCAGCUCUGGCCCAGGCAGAACCUGGUGCUCUAUGAUUCCGGCGACGAGGUGGACAAGGCGGCCCUGGACGCUGACCCUUGGCUUCCUGUCUGCACCCCAGAGGGCAGCCCCCAAGGGAGCCCGCUGGCCUUGGGGCCCCUGCAGGUGGAUCUCUGGAGCGCGCCCGGCCCCCCGGGCGCCUUCCUGGGCCUCAGCCCGUCUCUGCUCAGCUCCCCGGGCGCACUGUUGCCCGAGCAGAUCCUGGACGACGGAGCUGAGUUCCUGAGCCAAGCUCUCUUCGAAGAUGUGCUGCUGGAGCCCGAGCCUGAGCCCCCGGCCCCCGCGGCUCGGGCACCGCAGGAGGACAAGCCCUGGGGGCCCCCCAAGGAGCCCCCCGGCCCGUGCCAGCCCUCUGUGUCCCUGGAGCACUGCUACCUGUCGCUGAGAGAGGACAGCAAGACGCCCUCCAGCUCCAGCUCCGGCUCUAGCUCCGAGUUCUCCGACACAGACUCCGAGGGCGGCCAGCACGAGGACGCGGGGGCCAGCGCCGAGGGCUCGCCGUCCUCCAGCGACGAGGACGGAGACCGCACGUGGACGCCGACCCGGCGGCCCUGCAGUGGGCCCGCCGCCCGGAGCAAGGCCAGGAAGGGCCACAGCCCCGCCAGGCCCAAGGAGACCAAGAAAGGCCCCGGGCCGGCCCAGGCAAAGAAGAAGUGCGUGAACGGCUUUAUCAUGUUCUGCAGGAUGAACCGCAAGCAGUACAUCCGAGCCUGCCCUGGGACCGCGUCCACAGCCGCCACCAAGGAGCUGGCCCAGCUGUGGCGGGAGAUGACCCUGCAGGAGCGGAGGCCGUACUGCACCAAGGCGCGCCGGUUCAGCCGCCAGCACAACCGCAUCGUGAAACGGGCCAGCUCCAGCAGCGAGGACGAGGACUGGGAGACCCCCAAGCCCUUCUACCAGCUGCUGGCUGAGAAGGCCCGGGCCGCCCGAGCCCUGGCCCCGGCGCCCCACUGCGGGUGACCCUGACCCCUGCCCCUUGCCUUUGCCCUCCACCCUGUGCCUCACCCGAGGGGCCUGGGAGACCCCGAUGAAAUGCAGGGAGUGACAUUCAUGGGCUCUGCCUCCCCCCACCCCAGGAUCAAAUGGUUACAGCCCCCCCCACCCAGGGUUUAUUCUCACCUGAUCCCACCCCACCCCCACUCUAUUUAUAGACUAUUUAUUUAUUGUUUCCAACAAAAUAAACAAGUGCAGCCCUUGUCACCAGCAAGGGCGGGCAGGG
Oryctolagus cuniculus (rabbit) is the source of this 2818-nucleotide messenger RNA. NCBI's taxonomy places the organism in Eukaryota, Metazoa, Chordata, Mammalia, Lagomorpha, Leporidae. The record is from RefSeq and is a predicted model, not a curated record.